AUGAUACAAGUCGAAGUGAACUUCACGUACACAAUAUAUGAAGUGGAAGAUGGAAGCUUUGGCACCAUGGAUGACAAUGGUAACUGGAACGGACUCAUUGGAGCACUGGUUUCUGGCUCUGCUGAUAUCGCACUGGCCCCGCUCAGUGUUAUGGCUGAGCGAGAAAAUGACGUCGACUUCACUGUUCCAUACUAUGAUCUCGUUGGAACCACAAUUCUCAUGAAAAAGGCAGACGUGGAGUAUUCACUGUUCAAGUUCAUGAAAGUGCUCGAAUGGCCUGUUUGGCUGUGCAUAGUGGGUGCAUAUUUAUUCACCAGCAUUUUGCUAUGGAUAUUUGAUCGGUUCAGCCCUUACUCUUUCACAAACAACAAAGAUAGGUUUGCAACAAACUUGAGUUCCACCUUUUUAUGAUUUGUGUUUCUAUUGCAGGUAUCAGAAUGACAUUGAAAAAAGACAAUUCAGUUUGAAGGAGUGUCUCUGGUUUUGCAUGACAUCGCUGACUCCUCAAGGUAAGAGAAAGCACGUUCACAGAUCGGUUGUGGAAUUUCAAGGAAAGCAUUAGCUGACGAAGCGAUAGUUUAGUCUGUUUACUUGAAGAAGAACAUGAUAAACAUUAGUGAUAAGAAAUGGAAUAUAAAAAUGGGGAGAUGAAUCAAACUCUAAGACUAAAACUAUGCUGCUUAUUUAUUUGGUUUCCUGUCAGAAAAAAUGUACACACCUGAAUUUAGUACAACUAGCAUUUGCGUGUUUGCAGGUGGCGGAGAAGCUCCGAAAAACAUUUCUGGACGUCUGGUCGCUGCUACCUGGUGGCUAUUCGGAUUCAUCAUAAUCGCUUCAUACACUGCCAAUCUCGCUGCAUUUUUGACUGUCUCACGUUUGGAGCAACCUAUCAGGUAUUGGGUAUCCUGCUGUAAACAUGAAUUUUAGUUUCUUGUUCUAGUUCCCUGGACGAUUUGGCCAAACAGUACAAAAUCGAGUAUGCCCCCAUCAAAGGAAGUGCUUCAGAGACUUAUUUUCGGCGUAUGGCUGAAAUUGAAGAGACUUUCUACAAGUAAGACCAUCCAUUCAGUGACUAUCUACAAAAUUGUGUUUCUUAGCAUGUGGAAAGAAAUGUCACUCAAUGAGAGCAUGUCUCCGCGAGACAGAGCGAAGUUGGCUGUUUGGGACUAUCCAGUAUCCGAUAAGUUCACAAACAUGUGGAGGUACAUGCAAGAAUCAAAACUGCCGCCUGAUAUGGAUGCUGCUGUCGAUCGUGUACUGAAUUCAGUUGACGGAUUCGCUUUCAUCGGUAAUUUCAAAAGUUCAACUCAAAAGAAUAAGGAUUGUGUUCAGGCGAUGCCACUGAAAUCAAAUACGCCGCUCUGACAAACUGCAAACUCCAGCAAGUCGGGACCGAGUUUUCCAGAAAGCCGUAUGCUAUUGCUGUACAAAGUGGACAUGUUUUAAAAGACAAAAUAUCUAGCGCGUAUGUCUAAUUUUCCAAUCAAAAGUCAAAGCUCAAAGUUUAGUAUUCUGAUGCUGCUCAACCAACGUCGUCUGGAAACUCUGAAAGAAAAGUGGUGGACUGACAAUCCGAACAAGGUCACUUGUCCCGACUCUUCCGACGAAAGCGAUGGAAUUUCCAUUCAAAACAUUGGCGGCGUUUUCAUUGUCAUUUUGGCAGGAAUCGGUCUGUCCAUUGUGACUUUGGCUUUCGAGUAUUACUACUACAAGUGAGAAAGUUUAGAAUUCUAAUCGUAAUGCAUUUUUCCAGGAGGAAAGCAAGGUUAGCAGCCGAGAAAGAGAAUGGAGAGAUGGAAAUGAAAGUGCAACAAGUGAUUCCGAAUGGAGUUCAUCAGAACGGAGUCAAACAAGACGCACCUCAACCCACAAACGGCAAUAGAACUGCAGUUCAACGUCUGAAGCGGUCCAAUUCAGUGGCCACAUACGAGAACACAGCAUUUCAGUACUAA
Molecule: messenger RNA, 1952 nt
Organism: Caenorhabditis sp. 36 PRJEB53466
Lineage: Eukaryota; Metazoa; Nematoda; Chromadorea; Rhabditida; Rhabditidae
Source: the annotation of a GenBank genome assembly